This is a messenger RNA of Impatiens glandulifera, 1286 nucleotides long. Its product is annotated as mitochondrial phosphate carrier protein 1, mitochondrial-like. NCBI's taxonomy places the organism in Eukaryota, Viridiplantae, Streptophyta, Magnoliopsida, Ericales, Balsaminaceae. Gene Ontology annotation, molecular function: phosphate transmembrane transporter activity. Gene Ontology annotation, cellular component: mitochondrial inner membrane. The record is from RefSeq and is a predicted model, not a curated record. The coding region runs from base 92 to 1003 and encodes 303 amino acids. The transcript has 6 exons. Gene Ontology annotation, biological process: mitochondrial phosphate ion transmembrane transport.
CCAUCACUUUUUCCAAUGUUUAGGUCUUUGACUUAAACCCCACUUGCGGAAGGCACGGGAUCAUAGAGAAAAACUCAUCGAUAUCGAAAGAAUGAGACAUGCGGAUGGAACAAGGGUUUGCGAGGAGUUCACAGCCGGCUACUAUGGCCUUUGUACCAUCGGCGGAAUGUUCAGUGCAGGCACUUCUCAUCUCGCCGUAACUCCCCUCGAUGUCCUUAAAGUGAACAUGCAGGUGAAUCCAAUCAAAUACAGAGGAAUUUUAUCAGGAUUAGGCACCUUAUGGAGAGAAGAAGGAGCUUCUGCUCUUUGGAGGGGUUGGUCUGGCAAAUUAUUUGGAUAUGGUGUUCAAGGUGGAUGCAAAUUUGGUCUCUAUGAAUAUUUUAAGAACUUCUACUCAGGAGUCUUGGUUGAUCAUAACCGGACUGUCAUAUUCUUUGUUAGCAGUGCCUCUGCCCAGUUGUUUGCAGAUGUAGCACUUUCCCCUUUUGAGGCUGUUAAGGUCCGCCUUCAAACUCAACCUCAUUUCGCUAAGGGACUGGCAGACGGGUUUCCAAGAUUGUAUUCCACCGAUGGCCUAUUUGGGUUCUAUCGGGGUCUGUUUCCACUCUGGUGUCGCAAUCUUCCAUUUUCUAUGGUGAUGUUCACGACAUUUGAGCAUGCUGUAGACAUGAUAUAUCGAAAUGGUUUGCAUAAAAGUAAAGAGGAUUGUUCGAAAGCUCAACAGCUAGGUGUGACAUGUCUUGCUUCAUACACGGCUGGAGCUGUGGGUACUGUAAUUUCAACACCUGCAGACAAUAUUGUUUCGUCUCUUUAUAAUGGGAAAUCCAAGACUGUUCUUCAGGCUGUCAAGAGUAUUGGCUUUGUUAAUCUGUUCACGAGAAGUCUUCCAGUUCGGAUAGCCUUAGUAGGACCUGUCGUGACUUUGCAAUGGUUCUUGUAUGACACAAUUAAAGUCUUAUCCGGACUGCCUACAAGCGGAGGGCUAAGAAGGGUUAUGGAUUGAGCUGCCUGAUGACUGUUUGCGGGAACAAAACACGAUAAUUUUGGAAGCUUCUUCCAUCAAUAAUUUUUCAGAACGACAUGGUUGCGGCUGAAAUGAAGAGUUAUUUUUUUUUUGUAAUAGGUUAAAUUUUGAGAUUGUCACAUGUACUUUGAUUUGUAUAUAGGAGUCCUAUUUGUGCCAGUCUCAUAUUCAUGUAUAUAAAUAUUUGGUGAGAAAAGGGUACCCUAUUUAAGCCUAUGAUUGUUCGGAUUAGAAUCAUCCACACCAGAGUUGUAAACAUUUA